ACAACCAAUGAUUUUGCCGAGUUUAUUCAGGAGAACGAACGGCCUAUCUAACAAUUUAAGAACAUUUUCGACUAGUUUGCCAAAGUUUGAAACUGCAGGUGCAUUAACUUCUGUAUUAUCUGAUACAAAUGCACUACAAAUACAAUCAGUUGGUAAAUCAGGAGUAACGUUUAGUGAUGGAAAGAUAUGCAAAGGACCAGUAAUGAUUAUAGAUAAUAAAGUAUUCUUAUGGAAAGUUCCUUCACCUACUGCACCAUUUAAUUGGGGUGAUGCUAUACCAAAAGAUGCUUUCAAAGUGUUCGAAACGCUAACACCAAGGCCAGAAAUCUUACUACUUGGUACUGGUAAACAUAUGUUGCCACCCCCACCAUCAUUCAAUAAAUACCUUAAUAGUCUGGGUAUACAGGUUGACGUUAUCGAUACUAAGAAUGCAUGUUCUACAUAUAACAUCCUCGUCGAGGAGGAUAGGAACGUAGCAGCCGCUAUCUUCCCAGUCGAUGGCUAUGAAUGGAAGAAUAGGAAGGAGUAGAUUAUUAGUUAUUAGUUCAUAAGAAUUCCCAUUGAACAAUAAGUUAGAUGUAUUUAUUAAGCAUUAUUAUAUGUA
Wallemia mellicola CBS 633.66 is the source of this 604-nucleotide messenger RNA. Its product is annotated as DUF498-domain-containing protein. The record is from RefSeq and is a predicted model, not a curated record. Gene Ontology annotation, biological process: mitochondrial respiratory chain complex I assembly. Lineage: Eukaryota; Fungi; Basidiomycota; Wallemiomycetes; Wallemiales; Wallemiaceae. The transcript has 3 exons. The coding region runs from base 8 to 529 and encodes 173 amino acids. Gene Ontology annotation, cellular component: mitochondrial inner membrane.